Messenger RNA from Condylostylus longicornis, 2236 nucleotides. It is a transcript of the gene prd, whose product is annotated as protein gooseberry. The transcript is spliced from 3 exons. Lineage: Eukaryota; Metazoa; Arthropoda; Insecta; Diptera; Dolichopodidae. The record is from RefSeq and is a predicted model, not a curated record. The coding region runs from base 536 to 2236 and encodes 566 amino acids. Gene Ontology annotation, molecular function: RNA polymerase II cis-regulatory region sequence-specific DNA binding; DNA-binding transcription factor activity, RNA polymerase II-specific. Gene Ontology annotation, biological process: regulation of transcription by RNA polymerase II; anatomical structure development.
UAAGUAGUUAUUUUAAAAAAUAUAUUGUUUAUGAAAAUUAAAUUUGGUUAAAAUUUUUAAAACAUAACAGUGGUUUCAACAGACUAACCUUAACAGUUUUUAUUAAGUUAUUUACCAUUUAUAAAGCGCUGCUAAGCAGAAAAAAUAAUUUUUGUAAAUUACAUAAUAAUCUAUUUUUAUAUCGUAAAUAACAUGUGGCGAUAAACACCAUUUACGUACAAGUUUAUAUAAAAAUAAUGUAUAUACAUGUAAUAAAUAACAGAAAGAGCAAAUCAGUUUUGAAUGUAAUAAAUUUACUGUAUUGUUUGAUACUGCCGAGAUAAAUCUACUGAGAUUUUUGGGAGCAGCUGUUAUUUUUAAACAAAUAGUUUUAUAUAUAAUGACUUUGGGUCAGCUGAAUUAUUGAAUGCAUAAGUGUGGAAACAUUUUUUUAUACCGGAUUUAAAUUAUAUAUACAACGUACUUUUCGGAUAUUUUAUCAAAAAGUUCUAUAUCUACACUUUAAAAUAUUUACUACAUUUGAAAACUCGGUGAUAUGUCCGCUGGUCAAGGACGUAUAAAUCAAUUAGGUGGUGUAUUUAUUAAUGGAAGACCAUUACCAAAUAAUAUUCGCUUAAAAAUAGUAGAAAUGGCAGCAUCGGGUAUAAGACCAUGUGUAAUUUCACGUCAAUUAAGAGUUAGUCAUGGAUGUGUAUCAAAAAUAUUAAACAGAUAUCAAGAAACUGGUUCAAUUCGACCAGGUGUAAUCGGUGGUUCAAAGCCACGUGUUGCAACACCAGAAGUUGAAAAUCGAAUUGAAGAAUAUAAACGUGAUAAUCCUGGUAUAUUUUCAUGGGAAAUACGUGAUCGUUUAAUAAAAGAAGGUUUAUGUGAACGUUCAACAGCUCCAUCCGUUAGUGCAAUUUCUCGUUUAUUACGUGGCCGUGAUGGUAUUGAUGAUGAUCUAAAUAAUAAGAAAAAUGGUGUAGAUUCAAAACAUUCAGAUGGAGACAUGUCUGAUUGCGACACUGAGCCAGGUAUCCCAUUAAAACGUAAACAACGUCGUUCAAGAACUUCCUUUACAGCUCUUCAGCUAGAUGAAUUAGAAAGAGCAUUUGAACGAACUCAAUAUCCCGAUAUCUAUACGAGAGAAGAGCUAGCUCAACGAACAAAGUUAACUGAAGCGAGAAUUCAAGUUUGGUUUAGUAAUCGGCGGGCACGUCUUCGCAAACAAAUGGGUUCUGGAUCAACAGGCACCCCUAUGUCAACCGGAAUAUCACAUCAAACUCUGUCAUCAUAUUCAACUAGUAAUAGUGUAACACCAUAUCCCGCUCUAAUGACUCAAGGUUUAACUGAUGCAUCUGCAUUCGGGCCGACAUCAUCUCAUCAAUUACACGACUUUUAUCAAUCAAGUCAUCAUUUACACAAUACUUCAACAUUACAUUUUCCAACAACACCACCGCAUCAAAUUCAUAAUCCGACACCUAGUUAUGCACAUAUGCAUUCAGCAUCAUCAGUUGCAGCUGCUGCUCACGUAAUUGUGCCUCCAACACCAAUUAAUAGUCAUCAUACAACACCAUCUCAUCAUCUUAACGCUUCACCUACAUCCAUAACAAAUUUAACUUCAACAACAAAUUCGAAUUAUGUUUGUCAAGCCACAAGUAACACAACUUCUAUUGAAGAUCAACAACAGCAACAACAACAUAGUUCUCACCAUCAACAGCAAACUUUAUUACGUAACGGUAGUGAAAGCCCUGUUGGAAUCAAUGUUAACUAUAAUAAUCCUUUGCAAUUACCACCAACUCCAAAUAGUUUAACGACAAUGAUGGGACCGAACUCGGGUAAUAGUAAUAGUAAUGAGGAUAUUAAACCUACAAAUGCUCAAAAUAUUCAUUUAGAAACUCAACCAAGCUCAGAAAAUCAACAUCAACAGGCGUCCGAAUCCAAAUAUCAUUUACAACAGAAUGCAAAUAGUUCUAAUAAUAGUGAAUCUAUAACAUGUAAUAGUAAUUAUGCGACUUGGAAUCCCGGUCUAACUAAUGCUACUUCUAUUAGUUUAUCAUCAAGACAAAUAUCUUCAAUAACACCUCCAGAUAGUUAUCAAGGAAACGGAUUAGAUUUACAUUCACAAACACAUGCUCAUCAUUUACAAUUUCAUCAUCCAGCUAAUCCAACACAUUCGAGUUCGUUUAUGCAUCAAGGUUUUGGUAGUUGGCCAGUAAAUUUUGGCAUGGCGCAAUCUUUUUAUAGAUAUUAA